AUGGAGAAGACAAGAGAGGCAUUCGAAGAUGACGAGAUUCCGUUCCAUCGUAUCCGUUACUUUAAAUCAAUGGCAACAAGCGAAAUAAUAUGGGACCGAAAGAAGCGCAUCGAUCUAAUAACACGGUCCUAUAAUGGACCGCCUUCCUCAGAAUCGCCUCCAUCACCUUCUCCAACGCUGUCGCCGCAAGAACCUUCAUCUCAGGAGACAUCACCGCCUACAACACGACGGAAAUUUCCUGAGCCUGCUACUCAACCUGUUUUCUCUACAAAGUCAAAGAAAGAGUAUAUCAAGCGUAAGCGAGCAAAAACCCAGAAAAAGAUGAUUGAAGCGGCCAGGCUCGAGCUGGCAGAGGAAGAAAGGGUUAAGCGCGAGCACGACAUGAUGUUGGAGGAUAAAUUACGGGAAGUGCAGGAAAGGAUUGAAAAAUUUAACAUUUUGAAAGCUUCUUCAGAGAGUACGGAAAAGUCUUAG
Messenger RNA from Paraglomus brasilianum, 474 nucleotides. NCBI's taxonomy places the organism in Eukaryota, Fungi, Glomeromycota, Glomeromycetes, Paraglomerales, Paraglomeraceae. The record is from the annotation of a GenBank genome assembly.